Molecule: messenger RNA, 930 nt
Organism: Paramecium tetraurelia
Lineage: Eukaryota; Ciliophora; Oligohymenophorea; Peniculida; Parameciidae
Exons: 3
Biological process (GO): cellular response to calcium ion
Cellular component (GO): plasma membrane
Molecular function (GO): calcium-dependent phospholipid binding
Source: RefSeq, a predicted model, not a curated record
AUGAUAAUUGAAAACUCUAUCUCAAAUAAGCUGUAAUUUAUAGAAGAAACAAUAAAUUUUGCAUUAUUUCAUUUAAUAGCUUAAGGGAUUAAAAUUGAUUAGACCGAAGUAAUUUGGAACAACCUGAAUCCAAAUUUUGUUAGAACGUUUAAGAUUAAAUAUUUUUUUGAAGUUUAGUAACAUCUAAAAAAUGGAAGUUUAUCAUUUUAUAAAUUCAACUUAAUGAAAAGUGUUAAUGUAAGCUAUUAUGGAUAAUUGUUAAAGCAGAAACAGCUGUAAUUGAAAUAAUAGGGUCGAAAAACUCAAUUUUUAUUGCUUAAUUAUUUAAUUUAUAAGGAAAGAAAAGUGGAAACGUUAUCCUCAAGGCAGAUCAAAUAAAACAAUGCAACGAUGAAUUUUCUAUUCCAAGAAUAAACUUUGGCUUUUUUGGAACAAUGCUCUCCUUUUCUAAGAUUUUAUAGACGAAGAUAGUAAGAUGAAAGGAAUUUAUUGGUUUAUGAAACGUAUAUCUUAAUGAUUUAAACUAAAUAAAAUGGAAGGAAUUUCUUUGUUAAGCAUAGAAACUAUAUAAAAGUUGAAUUAUGGAAUUAUAAAAUCUCUGGUAAUCACAAAUAUCUAGUGGAAACUACCCUUUGUAUUAAUGAAUUAAUUGGGUCAAGCAAGGUGACUAAAAUAUUUUAAAAGUAACUCAUAAAUAAGUGUAAUACUAAUAAAUCUCCAGGGCUUUAUAAUUUGAUAGAUUUUAAUUAAAAUCUCAUUAUACCUUUAUUUAUUAUUAUGCUUGAGGAUAGCAAUUAAGUUUAAUUAUUGCUAUUGGUUUCACUUCAUCUAAUGCAGAUCCUUAAAAUCCUAAAUCACUUCAUAAUCUUCCUUCAGAUGACCCUCCUAGUUUAUACUUACAAGCAAUUUCUAGUGUGGCUGAAAUAUUGA